Molecule: messenger RNA, 2027 nt
Organism: Pieris napi
Lineage: Eukaryota; Metazoa; Arthropoda; Insecta; Lepidoptera; Pieridae
Product: UDP-glucosyltransferase 2-like
Exons: 4
Coding region: 48-1613 (521 amino acids)
Molecular function (GO): UDP-glycosyltransferase activity
Source: RefSeq, a predicted model, not a curated record
GGACUCGCGUUUUGUUUAGUUUAGUUUAGUUGAUAAUAAUAUUCAGAAUGCGCAGGUCUAUUUUAGUGUUUCUAUUGUCAGUGCUAAUAUCUAAAAGUUAUGGUGAUAGAAUUUUGGCCGUGAUUCCAACAGCGUCUAUAAGUCAUCAAGUAGUUUUCCGUCCUUUGACCCAAGAGUUAGCUAGGAGGGGUCAUGAAGUCACCAUCAUCACUCCAAAUCCAGCGUUCACGACAGAGGACCGUCCGGAAAACUUGACAGAAAUAGAUGUGCACGAUGUUACUUAUACGUAUUUGAAACCAAGUUUAGAGAAACUCAAUGAAAGAUUCGGAAGCAGAGAAACAAUAUUUAAAGUCAUAGAAGGUUUGUCAACGAUGAUGGGAAAAUUUGUGGAAAUACAAGUUCAAUCGGAGCCAGUACAGAAUCUGAUCAAUAAUACAGAUAAGGAUUAUUUUGAUCUGUUACUCAUUGAAGCAUGUGGGAGGCAGUAUAUUUCGUUCUCACAUUUAUUUAACGCGCCUGUUGUUCUUGGAAGCUCGUUUGGUAUGAUGUUAGGUAAUGCUGAGAUUAUCGGUGCUCCAAAUCAUCCAUUUUUAUAUCCACCUUCUAUGCGUCAACGAUUAUUGAAUUUGACAUUUUGGGACAAGGUGUCCGAAUUGUAUACCCAUUAUCGCCUAAUGAAUUUUUGGUAUUCCCAAGAAACAAAGGAACGUGAAGUUUAUGUUAAAUAUUUUGGUGAAGAUAUGCCAACAUAUGACGAAUUAUAUAAUAAGGUUGACAUGCUUUUUUUGAACAUUCAUCCAUUAUGGAGUAAUAGACAACCACUGCCACCGAAUGUGGUUUCGAUGUGGGGAAUCCACAAGAACCCGGAAAAGCCUCUUCCCAAGGAGAUACAAUCAUAUUUAGAUUCUUCUAAAAAUGGUGUAGUUUAUUUAAGUUUCGGUUCAAAUGCUCGCUCCUCACAGUUGCCAAAAGAAACAAUACAGAUGUUCCUAAAUGUGUUUGCCAAAUUACCUUAUGAAGUCCUAUGGAAAUGGGAAACAAAUGAACUUCCAGGAAAAACAGACAAUGUUAAAACAGCUCAGUGGCUACCGCAAUCGGAUCUUUUAAGGCAUCCAAAUAUAAAAUUAUUUAUAACGCAAGGAGGAUUACAAUCAACAGAUGAAGCAAUCACUGCCGGAGUACCACUUGUCGGCAUACCAAUGCUUGGUGAUCAAUGGUACAAUGUUGAAUUGUACGAAUAUCAUAAAAUUGGUCAGGCGCUUUAUAUGGAAACAAUAACUGAAGAAAAACUAUUACAUGCUAUACAUACUGUCAUUGAUAAUAUAAGUUACAAAGAAAACGUAAUAAAACUUCGUGAAUUAUUGAACGAUCAACCAGAGAGUCCUUUAGAGAGAUCAGUGUGGUGGAUAGAAUACGUCCUGAGGCAUGGUGGGGCGAAGCAUCUAAGGGCACCGAAUGCUAACAUGCCCAUGUACGAAUUCUAUGAAAUAGAAUUUUUACUUAAAUUAACAGCGCUGGUACUUUUAUCCUGUGUAGUACUUAUUGCAACUUUGUAUUAUAUGUAUGUAGGAUUAACUUUAGGCUUACGUAAGCCUAAACUUAAAUCUUGUUAAAAUAUAUAUUUAAUAAAGUAAUAUUUGAUUUUUGUUUCGUACAGUAUUAGAAACAGUACAGAUCGAAUAAAAUAAUUAUUAGUUAGAAUGUUUGCUAACACUGUAAUAAUUUAGUUUUAGUUCUUAAUAACUUUUGUGAAUUAAGAUAUUAAUCAGUCCAAUUAUUAAAAUAUUUCAAACGAAGUGUUGUAUUUACAACAAAUAAACAAACGCGGACAUGAAAUACAGAUAUGCAAAUUAACGUCGUUUACUUAAUUUAUAAUAACAUUUAGUCACAAGCGAAGCGUUUAGCGUUUAAUUAUAUUAAUCACAACGUUAAUUGCAAAACUCGUGGACUGCUAGACUGCUUCAACUUGUAUGAUGAAGGUUUUUAUGGAAAGAAAAUUUGUCAAAUAUUAAAAACAAUAAAAGUUG